Molecule: messenger RNA, 828 nt
Organism: Ascochyta rabiei
Lineage: Eukaryota; Fungi; Ascomycota; Dothideomycetes; Pleosporales; Didymellaceae
Exons: 3
Coding region: 1-828 (275 amino acids)
Molecular function (GO): peroxidase activity
Source: RefSeq, a predicted model, not a curated record
AUGAGUCUCACACAGAAGACCACAAAACUAUUGGUUGACCUGUCUGUCAUGACAUGGGACUUUGGCCUCUUUCUAGCCAAUCUCCUGCUCCCAGCACAUCCACCCAACAAAGUGAUUGCCGCAGGCAUACCAGGUCACGCGGGGAAAUGGCCAGAAUAUACGCCUCCACGCGAAGGUGACUCUCGAUCAGCGUGUCCGAUGCUAAACGCAAUGGCAAACCAUGGUAUCCUCCCACACAACGGCAAGAAUAUCACCUUCCGCGACCUCAACACCACUGUGCGGCAGACCUUCAACUUCGCGCCAUCGUUCUGUUUCUUUGUGCCUAACUUCGCCGCUAAUUUCCUCGGCCGUUCGUAUUGGACUGAUGCAUUCGAUUUGGCCGAGUUGAGCAAGCACAACGCCAUCGAGCAUGAUGCGAGCCUGACGAGGCGAGAUGUAGCGCUGGUGCCUGGUCAGGGUAAGCCAGACUCACAGCUGGUAGAGGAGUUAUUAAGCGCUGCAACUGGGAAGGGGGAGGACGGUGCAGUGCUAUUGACAAAGAAGGAUUUGAGUAGGCAGCUGGCGAAGAGGAGGAGCGAGGCGAGAGUGGAGAAUUCCAAGUACUCUGAAAGCUUGUUCCAUAAUAUGUUCGGAAGCGCAAACUCGUCUACGAUGCUCACCAUUUUUGGUGGUCGCAUCGAUGACCUUAGGCCCAUGCUGACUGAAGAACGGUUCUCAGACGACUGGGAACCUCGCGUUCGAUCUCGGUAUGGACUCACUAUGGCUGCGUUCAAUGGUACGGUGUUGCCGGUCGAGUUGGGUGUCUUGAAGAAGGUGAAGGAGCAGUGA